Messenger RNA from Torulaspora delbrueckii, 639 nucleotides. RefSeq names its product rRNA-binding ribosome biosynthesis protein NOP15 (gene NOP15). Gene Ontology annotation, molecular function: RNA binding. The transcript has a single exon. Gene Ontology annotation, cellular component: nucleolus. Gene Ontology annotation, biological process: maturation of LSU-rRNA from tricistronic rRNA transcript (SSU-rRNA, 5.8S rRNA, LSU-rRNA). The coding region runs from base 1 to 639 and encodes 212 amino acids. The record is from RefSeq and is a predicted model, not a curated record. Lineage: Eukaryota; Fungi; Ascomycota; Saccharomycetes; Saccharomycetales; Saccharomycetaceae.
AUGGCUAAGAAGGUAACGAAGACGGCUGUCGAGGAGCCAAAGAAAGACGUGGAGGAAAAGGUGGAGACUAUCGAGGAAGAUGUUGUGGAUGUAGCGAGCUCACAGGACUCAGAAGAAUCUGAUGAAGACGAUAUCGAGGGGUUUUCCGAUGAGGAUGAAUCCAGUACGACACACAAGAUAAAGAAACUUGGCCCAAAGAAACGGAAUCAAAAAGAGGCCAAAGCCGAGAAGACAAACGAAUUAUCUGGGAUCAUUUAUGUAAGCAGACUACCCCAUGGUUUCCAUGAGCGUGAAUUGAGCAAGUACUUCUCGCAAUUUGGAGACUUGAAAGAAGUCAGACUCGCUCGUAACAAGAAGAAUGGUAACUCGAGGCAUUAUGGUUUUAUCGAAUUUGCCAACAAAGACGACGCUAAAGUCGCACACGAAACAAUGAACAACUACCUAAUUAUGGGCCAUCUAUUGCAAGUACGUGUGCUACCAAAGGGUGCCAAGAUAGACAAACUGUACAAGUAUAAGAAGAGAGCUUUUCAAGAGGCGCCGGUUAAGAAGACCAGUGACGAACUCAAGGAGAAAGCCAAGGCCAAGCACGACGAAAGAAUGCAACAGCUGCAGAAGGCAGGCAUCGAGUUCAGCUGGUGA